AUGGGAAGGAUCUUUCUUGUUGAAUACGAUGAAUUUCCAGAAGAGGAUUUCUUCCUUUGUCGGAUAUGCAAAACCCGAAUUGGAUUAGUCGAGGAUCACGUUGAUAACGUGGAAGAUGAGAGAAGAGCGGUCUUUAAUAAAGUGUUUAACGUAGAAGUGGACAAGGAGAAUCACCAUAAAAAAGAAAAUGGGAAAACCGUAGCUGAUACUUACUGCGUUAAAUGUGGGAUGUUGCUAGGGGUGAAACUUAUUACAGUUCCUCACCCGACCAUUUAUUUUAAACAAGGAAGAUUCUUGAUGAAGACGGAUAAGCUUGUUUAUUGGAAUGAUGAUCCGAUGUUUUUAGAUGAAGGCAAUAAUGAACAUGAUCAUGAUCAAGAUUGA
Molecule: messenger RNA, 384 nt
Organism: Nicotiana attenuata
Lineage: Eukaryota; Viridiplantae; Streptophyta; Magnoliopsida; Solanales; Solanaceae
Product: protein yippee-like At3g08990
Exons: 5
Coding region: 1-384 (127 amino acids)
Source: RefSeq, a predicted model, not a curated record